Xyrauchen texanus (razorback sucker) is the source of this 4254-nucleotide messenger RNA. RefSeq names its product heat shock 70 kDa protein 12B-like. The record is from RefSeq and is a predicted model, not a curated record. NCBI's taxonomy places the organism in Eukaryota, Metazoa, Chordata, Actinopteri, Cypriniformes, Catostomidae. The transcript is spliced from 13 exons. The coding region runs from base 390 to 2465 and encodes 691 amino acids.
UUCUCCCUCCCAUUCCCCCUGUACUACAGCAGUGUUCAUCUCCAGCCCCUGAACGUGUGUGUGGCUGCCUCUCUCAAAUAGUCCUCCCUGACAUUCCACAGCAGAUGAGGAUUUGACUGCUUGGAUACAUACACGGAGAAAGUUUUGGGAAUAUCCAGUGGAUCUGAGCUAUUUCUACAACAUUUUUCAACAUAUUUUCCCCUCUUCGACUUGGGAUCAAACAUUCAAUACUUUUUGUUUCAGCCACUUUGCUGAAACAUCACAAAGACUCUAGCUAUUGAAACAUCCAUAACUGUUUUCCUAUUGGGAUUUAGGACAUUUAUCAGCUACUAGACAGGAUACACUAGAACAUUAAACAAAAGGGCUGCAAAAGACCUGUCACCUCCACUAUGGACGGCCUCCUACGACUCAGUGCAAACAGUCUACAAGUCCCAGGUGAAGACAGAUCCGUCUCCACAUCUCCAUCUGGUUCACCCUCUCCUUCCAGAAAUGAGUGCAGUAUCACCCCUCUCACUCCCUCCCCUUCUCCAAGGACUGAGCUAAGACCUCGUGUGGCUCAUCCAUUCUCCGUGGUGGUUGCUAUAGAUUUUGGCACCACCUCCAGUGGCUAUGCCUUCAGUUUCACUGAAGAUCCUGAAACCAUUCACAUGAUGAGACGAUGGGAGGGUGGGGACCCUGGUAUAGCCAAUCAGAAGAGUCCAACCUGUCUGCUGCUGACCCCUGACCUGCGGUUCCACAGUUUUGGCUUUGCAGCUCGAGACAGCUACCAUGACCUUGACCCCGAUGAAGCCAGGCAUUGGCUUUACUUUGACAAAUUCAAAAUGAAAAUCCACAGCACCAGUGAUCUCAGUAUGGAGACAGAGCUGGAGUCUGUGAGUGGGAGAAGAAUUCGAGCCAUUGAGGUGUUUGCUCAUGCCCUGAGGUUCUUCAGAGAACAUGCUUUAAAGGAGGUGAAGGAUCAGUCCUCCUCAGUACUGGAGAGUAAUGAAGUCCGAUGGGUCAUCACUGUUCCUGCGGUGUGGAGGCAGCCAGCCAAGCAGUUCAUGCGAGAAGCUGCAUAUUUGGCUGGUCUGGUCACUCCAGAUUGUCCUGAAGAGCUCCUUAUAGCUCUUGAACCAGAGGCUGCCUCCAUCUACUGCAGGAAGCUUCGUUUACACCAGGUCAUUGACCUCAGCCAAAGACCAAUGACCAAUGGCCUAGAUAUGGAUGGGUCCCGCCCCUUCGAUUCAAGUUUCAGGCAAGCCCGCGAGCAGCUCCGCAGAGCCAGGCAUAGCAGAACCUUUCUGGUAGAAAGUGGUACUGGAGAAUUGUGGUCUGAGAUGCAGACAGGUGAUCGGUACAUCGUGGCAGACUGUGGUGGCGGGACGGUGGAUCUGACUGUGCAUCAGAUUGAGCAGCCACAGGGCACUCUGAAGGAGCUUUACAAAGCCUCAGGAGGUCCUUAUGGAGCAGUUGGUGUGGAUCUUGCCUUUGAGGCUUUGUUGUGCCAGAUCUUUGGAGCUGAGUUCAUUGAGACUUUUAAAGCAAAACGUCCAGCAGCUUGGGUGGACCUCACCAUUGCAUUUGAAGCCCGCAAACGCACAGCGGCUCCUGGUCGGGCCAACUCCUUAAACAUCUCAUUGCCCUUCUCCUUCAUUGACUUCUUUAAGAGACACAGAGGGCAGAGUGUGGAGACCGCCUUGCGCAAGAGCAACAUGAACUUUAUAAAAUGGUCAUCUCAAGGAAUGCUGAGACUCUCGACAGAAGCCAUGAAUGAGCUCUUUCAGCCCACCAUCAACAAUGUCAUCAAACAUAUUGAGGACCUGAUGAAGAAGGAAGAAGUAAAGGGUGUGCGUUUCCUCUUCUUGGUUGGUGGAUUUGCAGAGUCGCCCAUGCUUCAGCGAGCUGCCCAGAAUGUGCUAGGGCAGAACUGCCGGAUCAUAAUUCCACAGGACGUAGGUCUUACCAUCCUGAAGGGUGCAGUCUUGUUUGGUCUUGACCCCACUGUAGUCCGUGUACGACGUUGUCCUUUAACGUACGGUGUUGGGGUUUUGAACCGGUUUGUGGAAGGACGACACCCUCGUGAUAAGCUGCUCAUCAAAGAUGGGCGAGAAUGGUGUACCGAUAUCCUUGACCGUUUUGUAAGCGUUGAUCAGUCGGUGGCUUUGGGUGAGGUGGUAAGAAGAAGCUACACACCAGCAAGAGUGGGACAAAGGAAGAUUAUCAUCAACAUCUACUGCAGCGACACCGAUGACAUCACCUACAUUACCGACCCUGGGGUGAGGAAGAGUGGUGCCAUCACUUUAGAUCUGCUUGAGUCAGGGGCAGCAGCAGCUAGUGCUGGUGAUAAUAGUAAAGGCUCAGCAUUUGAACGCAGAGAGAUUCGCACUGCCAUGCAGUUUGGAGAUACUGAGAUCAAAGUAACAGCUGUUGAUGUGGCGACUGGCCAACAGGUGCAGGUAUCAAUUGACUUCCUGUCCAAUUGAACCUGUUGUGCUGUUUCUGGAGAAAACUCUGUGUAAUGGGAUAUUUAAUGCCAACCAGUCUCGUCAAUGGAUGGCUUAAUUGUAAUAACCCAAGGAUUGCAUAUGUAAAAAACUGGAGGACUGAUUCAUAAACUGGAAAAUUACUGUGCUAGGCAUCAGCUUACUCCAUGAGAACUGUGUCUAUAUUAAGUGUACAGUGGGUUGCUUUGGAUAAGAAAGAGUAUAAAUUACUAGUAAUGAAAAUCCCAACUAUGACAUACAUUCAUACAUGCGCAUAUUACCUGUAGAAAAAACCCUGAGGAAAUAUUCAGUUAAUUUUAGCCAACGGUAUAUGUUCUGCUUCUGUGGCAUUCUAUCAGUUACCAUAGAAAUUCAAUUUAUUUGGAUUUUGUCACUCAGUAUGUAUUAUUCCUGAUGUAACUUUUUCUGUUAACACACUUUCUUUUAUCCCAGCUUAAUAUGCAGUGACAACUACAAGCCAUUCAUAGGUAAAUUUUCUUGAAAACUGGACACACUGUGUCUCUGUGGCACUAUAAAUAUUCCUGCAUUUGUUUUAAACAACCCGUUUAGACCCACCCCAACAAAUUGAAUAAUGGUGUAUGGGGUUAUUUGGGGGCAGGGCUAUUUGUUUGUUCGUUCGCUCAACAGGAGAUGAGGGGCGUAUUCUGAAAGCUGUUUUGAAAACAUUGUUUAUUUGUGAAAUUCCAAUCAGUGCCAAUUGUCAAAGAAAUUACACACCGUCAAUAAUAAUGGGAGGUUAGCAGUCAAGCAACCACACAAAAAAUAUUACAAAUAAUUUAAAGAUGCAAGUACACGGAAGCGUAAUUGAACACUUAUAAGUGUUUGCACUGGUGUGAUUGAACCGCCUACUCAUCUUGCAAUGUUAUAAGUCUAAUCUUUCACCUCAUGUCAUGAUUACUUUAGGUAUUUGACUGAGGAUACCAGGAAAAGAAAACAAUUCGUUUUGAGUUUAUUUCUGGUUUUAAAAUCUCAGGUCAGCUUGCCUGCUAAUCUGCCAUUUUAAGUGGAUUUAUUGUAUGCUUUUCCCAUUUGUUUAUACACAGCGAGUUUUAAUUACGAUCAUUGGCGAUCCAAACAAGCAGCAAUAGACAUUAGGUUGACAUAACCCAGAAUAUUCCUUUUUAAGUUUCCAGACAAUAGGUAUGUACAUUGAUUUAUCAAAUACAGCCACUUUUAUUUUUGUAUACAUAAUCUUAUUACUAAGCAUAAAUCAUUUAAAAACUUUUUUUUUUUUUUUUUUAAUUAUGGUUAUGCCACCUCUUAAGAUAAAGAGGUAAACAAUUGAAAUGCAUGUUAUGAGGCCAUUUUUUCAUUUCAUACAAAGGUACAUGACAAGUGGUUACAUUCUACUUGUAAACAUGUCUACCUGUUUUUAGUUUUAAUUUUGUCCCUAUUAUAAAUGUGUUCGAGUCUUAUAGGCUUGCUUGUUGGUUUUCUGAUCCUCCAGUUUAUUUAAAAUAGCUAGAAUUUAUGAAAAACUACCUCUAAAGAAACAUAUUUAAAUUAUUCUGGUCUAAACAUUUCAGUCCAUCCAUGGGGUUCUUUUUAGCCUUUUAUCCAUUUUAGAUAUCGCUAUUGUUAGCUUUUCACCUAUCCAGGAGGUAAGAAAGCCAAAGAAAUUACUUAAAGGAUUUUCAAGUAUACGGAAUAUCAUUCUAACAUUUGGGAAGCAAGCUAGGGGUAAAUGACAUGAUAAUCUUGGAAUUAUAGUAAUCUUGGAACUAUCACUAUUUUGAAGGACUUUAGUUCUAAAGUAUAUCAUUUCUAU